Dujonia railenensis is the source of this 2415-nucleotide messenger RNA. The record is from the annotation of a GenBank genome assembly. Lineage: Eukaryota; Fungi; Ascomycota; Pichiomycetes; Serinales; Debaryomycetaceae.
AUGGCCAAGAUAGUGGAGAUAGUCGCAUUUCUUCUGCGUCCAAGACGGAAGACACUCAUCUUCUUACUCGUAGUCAUAUGGUUGGCCAUCUCAAGUCUACUUUACCAUAAUUACUACGAUCGGUCCAAUGCCUACCUUGAAGGUUCAAUCUACGAGGGUCAGGACACUAAGAAUCCGGUGGGAGGUGGCCCCUCUAGAGCAGAGUUGGAGCAGCAGAAGAUCGCUAAGACCAAAGAGACCAUAGCCAACAAUAUUUCAUUCCAGAUGCUCCAAAAGCAGAGUAAUACAAAAGACAUAAGAAACAUCGAGGCGCAUCUGUCUAUAUAUGACAUAAUCUUUGCCAAUCACGACGUGAACAGUGUGUUGGCGCACUUGAGUUUCGAGCAGAGAUGUGACUUGUACUUCACCAACUUGUACACCUCCGAUACCAAUUGGUACUUAAACCCAGAUGAGCAUUUACCCUUGGAGAACAGGGACGAGUUCAAAUAUGCCGACUACAAGCGUAAGAAGACAGGCGAAUUAAAGGAGGAAAUCGCCAAGGACAAGGAUAUCGAGAAGGAUGAUGUCAAGGAAGAUCAGGAAUUCGAGGAUAAGAUGAAGGAAAAGUAUUUGGAAUUCUGGAGGAAGACCCAAAGGACGGAACAAAAGGUUGUUGACUACGUAUCGCAUUUAAGAAUCUUCAACAAAUGUUAUGUGACGAGAGAUAACGUAAUAGAAAGCGAUCUGACAACUAAAUUCAUAAAAAAGCAACAAUCUUUCAUCUCGGCUCUUUCCGAGGCCUCUCCAGGUGCAAAUGGUGAGAAUAUCUUGACACCAUUCACACAAAGUGAAGCUGAAAGAAGAUUAAAUACAGAUUCCUUUAGAACCUGCUCACAAAUUGAAGGCAGGCUCUACCCAUGGUUGUCCAUGCAAUACCCCACAUACGAAAGGUGGACCAAAGAAGUCUUUUAUUCACCACCUAAGAUUUCCAAGUUCGUCAAGGACUCCGUAGUUCACGAACCUUCAAAUGUUGCAGCACACAACGGGAAGGGUAAGGGCAAAAAGGUGCGUUCUAAAUUGACAGGAAAGAAGAACGAUUGUUUCGUUUCCAAUUUCAAGAACUCCCUUAACGGUAAGGGUAUUGUCUUGUCCAUUGCUGACCAGCAUGUUGAUGAUACAGUCAGACAAAUAUUGUUGCUCAGAGCUCUCAACAACAAGUAUCCAAUCCAGAUUGUUUAUAACGGUGGACUCUCUGAGGAUAGUAAGCACAGAAUUGUCGAGGCUGCAAGAGAGGCCUUUUCAUCUUUACCAGAUUCUUUUAAGACCGUCGAAAAAUACUUUCCUUCAGAUUAUUUGGACCCUAAAGAUCAUGGUCUCCCUAAACAAGAAGUUUGGUUUGUUAAUGUGGCCAAUGUAGUUCCUGACAAGUACAAGGGUAAAUUCGGCGGAUUUGGAAAUAAAUUUCUUGCUGCUCUUUUUAAUUCCUUUGAAGAAUACAUGUUGGUGGAUGCUGACACAGUUAUGGUUCAAAAUCCCGAUUUCUUUUUCAAAUUGAAGAAUUACAAGGAAUUGGGAGCCUACUUUUAUAAAGAUCGUGCUGCUCCACAUUUCAGGCCACUUGCCGAUAGCACUUUCUUCAAAAAGAUUACACCUGGCUUAAUUGACCUGGUUAUGUUUGAUAUACCUAGUAUAUCUAAGAAAUCUUUCGAUUACGAAUUUUUCCACGGAAUGUUCUACUAUAUGGAAUCUGGACUCGUAAUGAUCAACAGAAACUUACAUUUCAAUUCUAUCAUGAUGAUGGUCCAGAUGAAUUUCUUCCAGACCGUAUCAGGAAGAGUGUAUGGUGACAAGGAAAUUUUCUUCUUGGCGUUCUUGACCGCUGGUGAAGAAAACUUCUAUUUCAAUGACUACUUUGCAGCAGCUAUUGGGGAAGAAACCCCAAUGGACGAAAGAGUCGACGAUAAAAACCCUAAGACUUUACUCUCUAAGGAGAUUUGUGCAGCUCAUCCUGGACAUAUCAGUGCCGAAGAUGGUAAAUCUUUAGUUUGGUUCAAUUCUGGUUUCAGAUUCUGUGGACAAGCCUUCAAAGUGAACUAUGAAAAAGAAUUUAAAGAAGGUAGAAGGUAUAAGUCAUUUGCUGACCAAAAGCAAAUGGAGACGUUUUACAAGAAUCCUGCUACAUUGAGACAUGCUAUAGUUCCACCAUUCAAAAAUAAGUUGGAGACAUUGGCUGACAAUGUAGCUGGUGAGCCAAAAGAGGCAUGGCAUAUGGAUACUGGGUAUUGUAACUCAUACCUUUGGUGUGCUUAUGAUAGAAUUGGAGGGCAGACUGAUAAAGGAGAUGACAGCACUCAAAAGGGAACAUUUAUCGAAUUUGACCAAAAGUCUGUUGAUUUAUUUUCAUAUUAUGGAGACAUUUGGGUAGGAAAAGAAUAG